This is a messenger RNA of Neofelis nebulosa (Clouded leopard), 2202 nucleotides long. RefSeq names its product cytosolic arginine sensor for mTORC1 subunit 2 (gene CASTOR2). Gene Ontology annotation, biological process: negative regulation of TORC1 signaling; cellular response to L-arginine. Gene Ontology annotation, cellular component: cytosol. The transcript is spliced from 9 exons. The record is from RefSeq and is a predicted model, not a curated record. NCBI's taxonomy places the organism in Eukaryota, Metazoa, Chordata, Mammalia, Carnivora, Felidae. Bases 126 to 1115 code for a protein of 329 amino acids.
GCCCGGCGCCGAGCUCCCGGUCCCCGGGCCGGCCGCCCGCGGCGCUCGGUGCCGGCAGGGCGCGCAGGGGGCGGGGGCCGCGGCUCGCCCCCCGCCGAUGAGCCGCCGCGGAGCGCGGGCGGACGAUGGAACUCCACAUCCUGGAGCACCGGCUGCAAGUUGCCAGCGUCGCCAAGGAGAGCAUCCCGCUCUUCACCUACGGCCUGAUCAAACUUGCCUUCCUGUCCUCCAAGACCAGGUGCAAGUUCUUCAGUCUGACCGAGACGCCCGAGGAUUACACCAUCAUUGUUGACGAGGAGGGCUUCUUAGAGCUGCCCUCCUCGGAGCACCUGAGUGUGGCAGGUGCCACCUGGCUGGCCCUGAACGUGGUGUCGGGCGGGGGUGGCUUCUCCGGCUCCCAGCCCAUCGGCGUGACCAAGAUUGCCAAGUCAGUCAUCGCCCCGCUGGCCGACCAGAACAUCUCCGUGUUCAUGCUGUCUACGUACCAGACAGACUUCAUCCUGGUGCGUGAACGGGACCUGCCCUUCGUCACACACACCUUGUCGUCAGAGUUCACCAUCCUGCGGGUCGUCAAUGGCGAGACGGUAGCAGCCGAGAACCUCGGCAUCACCAAUGGCUUCGUGAAACCCAAGAUGGUCCAGAGACCUGUCAUCCACCCUCUGUCCAGCCCAAGCAACAGGUUCUGUGUCACCAGCCUGGACCCUGACACGCUGCCUGCGGUUGCCACACUCCUCAUGGACGUCAUGUUCUACUCCAACGGAGUGAAGGACCCCAUGGCCGCCGGUGAGGACUGCGGCCACAUCCGCUUCUUCUCCUUCUCCCUCAUUGAGGGCUACAUCUCCCUGGUGAUGGACGUGCAGACCCAGCAGAGGUUCCCUAGUAAUUUGUUGUUCACGAGUGCGUCCGGAGAGCUCUGGAAGAUGGUGCGGAUCGGAGGACAGCCCCUGGGAUUUGAUGAGUGUGGCAUUGUGGCCCAGAUCUCCGAGCCCCUGGCUGCCGCAGACAUCCCCGCCUACUACAUCAGUACUUUCAAGUUCGACCACGCGCUGGUGCCAGAAGAAAACAUCAACGCCGUCAUCGGCGCCCUGAAAGUCAGCCAAGCAGAGAAGCAUUAGGAGGGCCUCUUCCACUCCUCCCUGUCUGCCCCCCCCCCAGGCCUGGGCCAGGCCCCUCCCCCGAAGAGUCUUCUCACGGUAUUUCUCACGGACUGGAAAAUCGGCCCCGGGGGCCCCCAAGACAGGGCCUCGGGGAGACACCCCCUGAUUGUUCACCCUGCCAGGCCUGGGGCCCAAGCCAAGGCCUCCCCAUGCCCUCCUGCCUUCCUGGAGCCCCCAGACCCUCCAGAGAACCCCCCCUCCCCCCAGCUCCUCCUCCCCACCACCCCUACUGCAGAAAAUGAUGUCUGAGGCCCAGGGAGUUUGCGAGCCGACCCGCCUUCCCCUCUGGCCUGGCCCGCUGUGGGGGGGGGGGGGGGACAGAUGCCGAAGGAAGCAGGCCCCCUCCUACGAGACAAUAGGGUUCUGAUUCUCGCGUCAUCCUGGGGAGCCGGCCGAGCGGAGCCGAGUUCACGGAGACCGGGGAGGCCCCCGUGAGGACCUGAGGCUGGAUGUUGUGGCCGCUGGUCUCCGGUUCCGUCAGCUCCGGGCUGGUUCCCGCAGAGUGGAGGCCAGUGGGCGGCCCUCGGGUCACGUGCUGGGGGAGGCUCCGACAAGCAGGGGUGGGGCCCUGAUCUGGGGAGGACCCAGGCCACCCAGAAUUUCACCUGCCAUCCACAGGGCCCGCGCCCCGACUCCCAGCAAGACUGCCAAGGGGGCCCUGUCCACACCCUCCCCGCCAUAAGCACUCACUCCUGGGGGCGGUUCCCAGGAGCCCCACCAGCCUGGGGCACGAGCUCCUGUCCCCGCUGCUUUCCCUGGACCCUCCUUGGGCAGGCGGAGCCUUGGUUUCCCCAAAGCGGGGGGCAUCCCCAGCAUUUUGGACCUGGGGUUCCUUGGGUCACCCCCACCCCCCAGCAGUUGACUAGACCAGCACAGGGCUCCCCGUUAUCCUGCCCCCUCCCCUGCCCCACUUUUGGGGGGAUGUGGAAGGCCUCUGCCCCCAACUCACCUGCCUGCCCGCCCCUCAGCUGGGGCCUGUGGCAUUCAUGAGUACUUGACCUGGGGGGCAGCUUAUCUGAGCCUUAAUAGAGAAAACUAUACCGUA